GUGACGAGAGCCAGCUGACCAUCAGGAUCCCCAAUCCCAAGGUCUUUAUGGCUCGUCAGUCGCAAUGGAAAGGCAGGAGGGGAAAGCCGCGGUGUGAUCAUUGCAGAGUAAAUAAUCUCAAGUGCGACAGGGUGCUUCCAACCUGCAAUCACUGUGCUUGGGCCAAUGGCCGAGAAUGCAAAUACACCCCUCUGCCCACACCAGCACACAGAGGGAUUCCGAGGUGCGACCGCUGCCGUCUGAAAAACCUCAAGUGCGACCGAAAUUUGCCAGUAUGCAACCAUUGCGCGGAGGACAAGGAAAAAGAAUGCAACUACACGCCGAAGAAGCGACACAAGGUGCCGUCUGACCAUGCUACUUCGCGAGACCGGCCCGUUGCACCAUACGCCGCCAAGACAGCGUCCUUUCUCGUAUCUGACAUGCUGCCCGGCCAAGGCGGCUCCUCAAGCGAUUCUGCGUCAAACGCAGGUCCGUCGGGCAGUCAUGUAUUUGAGAGCGAGCUCCGUACUGAACCUCAAAUCCGCCAAUACAUCCCACCUCACUCGCCGCUUCUCGACGGAGAAGAUACUGACCUGGCUGAGAUAAGUUACCAACAAAGCAACACCGACGGGACCUUCACCUGGGGUAUGAUCGUAACGACGCCACAUAUCGACCCUUGGAUGCACCCCGCCUUUUCCCCGCUCCCCGACGUCAUCCUCCGCGCCCUCAAUACGGUCAAUGCAAUAGAGAUGCCGACGCGACAUCAGUUCGAUGAGGUCCUUGGUCGCUUUAUUGCAAGCCUUCCUCAGGAAAUUCGCGAGACAGCCACUUUUCUGCCGGAUGUGUACGCCGACAUUGCGCGGCAUGUGUCAGAGGGCAUCGUUGGGGAGCUGCCAAACCGCCUUCGGAUAUGGGCGAGCUGUCACCACGCGCGGGCCGGCUCACGCAAGCACCACCUUGUCCUCCUCCCCCGUGACGCAUUCUUCAACAUGAACCCAGCAGACGAGGAGAAGCUCCGCGCAAAUUAUAUCGUGCGCACCGACGGGGAAGGCUCAGCGUCAGCGACGCUCGCCAAGAGCGAGGAGAGCAAUACGAGUUCACUCGAAUCCGCCGCGGUGUUCGAGCGUGUGCCCGUGCACAACCAAAUUUACGACAUCCUUGUAUACACGCACCGCAACCACGGCACUCCCUCGACUAUGCUCUUUGAGGCCAGGAGAAUGGGAAUUGCAACCAUCACAUGGCCCAUGGUCGAGAUGUUUACGCGACUAUGCCCUCUUUGCAAGAUGCGUGCAAAAACUACAAGUCAGACGCUGAAGCCAGGUAGUGUUGGCGCCGUUGAGGACGACCUUCCAGGUCCUUCGUCCAGGCCCACCAAGCGAUGACACCUCACUAUGUUUCAGGCCUAUUUACCGGUAUCCAUACCAUGCUUAUUUUGUAUAGGGAGUGUACGUUGACUGGGGUCCUGUUCAUUUUUCAUUAUAUAUAGUACUUACGCAUGAGCUGUUUGGUUCUCC
This is a messenger RNA of Phanerochaete carnosa HHB-10118-sp, 1493 nucleotides long. RefSeq lists its product as uncharacterized. The record is from RefSeq and is a predicted model, not a curated record. Gene Ontology annotation, cellular component: nucleus. Bases 48 to 1361 code for a protein of 437 amino acids. The transcript is spliced from 5 exons. Gene Ontology annotation, biological process: regulation of DNA-templated transcription. NCBI's taxonomy places the organism in Eukaryota, Fungi, Basidiomycota, Agaricomycetes, Polyporales, Phanerochaetaceae. Gene Ontology annotation, molecular function: zinc ion binding; DNA-binding transcription factor activity, RNA polymerase II-specific.